Molecule: messenger RNA, 900 nt
Organism: Lolium rigidum
Lineage: Eukaryota; Viridiplantae; Streptophyta; Magnoliopsida; Poales; Poaceae
Product: transcription factor MYB86-like
Exons: 3
Coding region: 1-900 (299 amino acids)
Source: RefSeq, a predicted model, not a curated record
AUGGGGUGCCGGUCCUGCGACAAGCCGAAGAUGAACUACAGGAAGGGGCUGUGGUCGCCUGAGGAGGACCAGAGGCUGAGGGACUACAUCCUGAAGCAUGGCCUUGGCUGCUGGAGUGCCGUCCCUUCAAAGGCUGGUCUUCAGAGAAAUGGCAAGAGCUGCCGGUUGCGUUGGAUCAACUACCUGCGGCCAGGAUUGAAGCGCGGAAUGUUCUCCCAAGAGGAGGAGGAUGUUGUCAUCAACCUCCAAGCCAAGUUGGGAAACAAGUGGUCGCAGAUAGCGAUGCAUUUGCCCGGGAGGACGGACAACGAGGUGAAGAACUACUGGAACUCGUACCUGAAGAAGAGGGUGAUGGGAUCCUCAAACGCCGGCAAGAGCCCGUCGCCCCCUGAGCGGCUCACCUCCAUGAGCGCCAACACCGGCGGCGGCAGCACGGCCACGUCGACCCACGGCGACCACGACGCCAACCUCAGCGGCGGCGGCAGCCACGGCCAACAUGCCAUCUCGCCCGCCGAGCCGUUUGUCGAUCAGCAGCACGAGGCCAAGAACUUCGUAUUCGCCGACUGGAUGCCGACGGCUGCGGUGGCGGCGGCGGCGGGGCCGGAGAGCUACACGAUGUCCGCGCACUGGCCCGCCUCCACGGCCAGCUCCGGCAACGUGACGCCGUCGCACGGCGCGUUCGUCGGGGACCAGAUGAGCGGCAGCAGCUACGGCAACGCGCUGCAGCAUCACCAGCACCAGCACCCGCAGGAUCACCACCACCACCACCAAAGCGCCGCAGCCGUCGCUCACGGCGGUGCCGGCGCCGGCAUGGUCGCCGGAGGCGGGUACUUCGACCUGCUCAACAUGGGCGACAUCUACGGCGGGUUCACCUCGACGAACGACGACUUGCUCUUCUGA